Molecule: messenger RNA, 4407 nt
Organism: Patiria miniata (bat star)
Lineage: Eukaryota; Metazoa; Echinodermata; Asteroidea; Valvatida; Asterinidae
Product: mucin-19-like
Exons: 6
Coding region: 362-4291 (1309 amino acids)
Biological process (GO): positive regulation of DNA-templated transcription
Cellular component (GO): chromatin; nucleoplasm
Molecular function (GO): ubiquitin-protein transferase activity; zinc ion binding
Source: RefSeq, a predicted model, not a curated record
AUUGUGUAAAAUAACCAUCUAUGACACGACGAAUAGCGCCACCUUUUGUCCGAAAGUGCCGACAUGGGGAAUUCCCGCUCAACAAAUGUGCAAUAACCAUUGAUGAGAACGCCCUUUCCCGACUAUCUGCUGAGGAAUGCUUCAUAUGGUUAAUUACAUGCAUACGUGUAAUAUACUAUCUACUACUAGAGUACUAGUACUAGUAGAUGAACUGUCACGGGAUAUACUUGGACUGGAGUGAAAAACGAGCAUUGUGCGGAUAAAACUUUCAGCUGAUGACUUGGGAUCCAAAGGAGAGAGAUUAGGAGCCGCAGGAUUUCGUCUCAAGAUUUGUAAGGUGCACUGGAACCUGACAGUCAAAAUGGCAGAUGUAAAUUCAGUUCUUGGUAGCAUCAGCAGGAAGUUUCUGGAGUGCCCCAUAUGCCAUGGGAGAUACCAGCAGCCAAAAGCGCUCAACUGCCUGCACACUUUCUGCCAAGCAUGCCUCGUAACAUUGCAUGAAUAUGCGUCACACGGGAGUUUUGCCAGUGCCUCCAUUCAGUGCCCCAUCUGCAAUCAAAAAUCUGAUUUGCCCAGGGAGGGUGUGGCAAAGUUGAAGACCAACUUUCAUCUAGUCGGCCUGCUUGAAGAGAUCACUGUUCAAGAGAGGGCAGCUCAGGUCAGCAACAUGAAGAUCUGCGGGUCCUGUGAACAAGAGAAGAGGGCUGUGUCUAGAUGCAUUGACUGUAGUAUGGAUCUUUGCCUCAACUGCCAGACAGUUCCCCGCCACAUGGCUGCUGUAUUGGCACAGCACACUGUCGCUUCACUGGAGGAACUCAGUUGCGGAAAGAUUGCCGACAGUGUUAGGAAGCAGAGGGGAAUGCCAGAAUGCCCAAAGCACCCGGCUAACAAGAAACUAUUUUUUUGUGAAACAUGCGAGGAACUGAUGUGCAAAGAUUGUUCUGCUGAUCAUGAGAGAAAAGAUGCAAGCAACACUCCUCAUCCGAUUCUUGACUUGGAAUCAGCAGCUUCAAACAGGAGGAAGUCUACCGAAGAGGUACUGGCCAAGCUCCAGCUAAUUCGCUCUGACUUUAUAUCCUCUUUAGACACCAUUGGAUUGACGAGUCAAAAAUUUGAUGAUAACCUUGAUAGUAUGAGGAAGCAUGUACAGGAAUUUUCUAGCAAAGUCCGUGAUGAUGUUUCUUCUCAAGAAGCACAACUCCUCUUUCAGAUUUCACAAAUUUCUAAAGUGCAAAAAGAAAAAAUUAGCGACAGACAUAAAACCAUCAAGUCGUCCAUAGAGCAGAUGACAGACACCCUGGAAGCCGCAGACGCCAUUUGUAAAACUUCAGAAGACUGUGAUUUCCUGGCAAUGUAUCCUCUAAUCAAAAAAGCCUUGGAAAGCCAUUCAAGCAAGAAGCCAUAUGACAAUAAAUUACCAAACUGGGAGUUCAAAGAAAGACAGGGAUUGCUGCGCAUUGGUACUUUGGUAAAUAGAGAGACGCAACUGUUUCAGCCACUUGAGGAAAUCAAGAAAUUGUUACCUGAGGAAACUUCAUCCGCAUUCGGACAACAGGCGAAUAUGGGCGAAUGUGGCAGCUCUUGGAACAUGACUUCUCAACAGACAAAGAUGGCACUCACAACAAAAAGUAGGAAUAAAAAAAAGAAUCCCAGUUCAGUGACCAGCACAAGUGCUGCUUGGUCUACAGGAUGUAGCUUUGGACAAGCUGCAUCAGGAACCAGUGCAACCAAAGCCACCACGUCUUCUGGGUUUGGCAUAGGGACCAGGGCAAACACAAGUGAGGUCUCUAGCUUUCACCAGUUGGCUGGGGCUGAGAGAAGCACAGUAACCAAAUCUUCAGGAUUUGGUUUCGGACAGUCUGCAACUGCAAACUGUGCCAAAAUCACAACUAGGUCUUUUGGAGGAUUGAGCUUUGGACAGUCAGCCCCUGUCACUAACUCCACCACAGUCCCCUCUAUAUUGGGAUUUGGUACUAGACAGACUAAAUCAGGAACCAGCACAACCACAGCCACCCCUUCAUCAGGAUUCAGCUUUGGACUUGCACCUUCUGCAGCCAUCAAAGGCACAGCCCAGUCAGCCAGGGGAUUUAGCUUUGGACAGUCUGCAUCUUUCACACAACCAGCCACAACAAACUCUCAUUUUGGAUUUGGCCGUGUACAGGCCAAAUCAACAACCAACAUGGCCACCCCCACCUGCACAUCAGGAUUCAGCUUUGGACAUGCACCAGAUACAACCAGCAAACCUGCAACCAGUCCUUUUAGAGGAUUUAGCUUUGGACAACCUACUCCCGUCUCCAACACAACUGAAGCCACAGGUGCUGUAGGAUUUAAUGGUUCCAAUAAAGAGAUGCCAACAGGUACCAGUACCACGAGAGGAACUUCGUCAUUAGGAUUUGGCUUUGGGCAUCAGUUACUUGCAACCAGCAAAGUAACAACGAAGUCAUUUGGAGGAUUAAGCCACACAGUCACAGUGACCUCUACUUCAGGAUCGGGUUCCGGACAGAUCACAUCAGGAACAACCACUACGAGCUGUACCUCAGGAUUUUUCUUUGGCCAGCCACUUCUAUCCAGCAAAGAUACAACCAAGACUUUUGGAGGUCCAUUCUUUGGACAGCCUGCACCUGCCACUAACACAACCACAGCCACAAGAACUUCGGAAUUGGGCUUUGCACAGACCGCUUCAGAAACCAUCCCAACCUUAGCUAACUCAGGAUUCAGUAUGGGACAGGAACAACUUGCAAGCAGCAAACCAACAGCUCAGUCAUUUGGAGGGUUUGGCUUUGGGCAGACUGCAGCUGUCACCAAAACAACAAAAGUCACCUCUACUUUAGGAUUUGAUUCUGGACAAACCGAACCAGGAGCCGGUACAACUACAGCAUGCACUGCUUCAGGAUUUUGCUUUGGACAGCCACCACUUGCAAACAGCAAAGCCACAACCAAGUCUUAUGGAGGCUUUAGCUUUGGAGGGUCUGCAGCUGUCACCAACACAACCACAGCCACCUUUACUUCUCGAUUUGGUUCCGGACAGACCACACCAGGAACUAGCGCAACAACAGCAACCACAGCUUCACAAUUAUUGUUUGGACAGCCAUUUCCUGCAGCCAGCCACGCCGUUACCCAGACUUUUCAAGAAUUUAACUUUGGACAGUCUGCGCCUGCUAUGAACAUAACCAAAACCAGCCCUGCUUCAGGAUUCAGUUUCGGGCUGUUACCACCCCAAAUCAGCUCAUCUAUAGCUGCUUCUACAUGUACCUCGGAACAUGGCUUAGGACAGUCCUCACUUGGCGCCAAGACCACCACAACAGUAUCUGCUUCCUGUACUGGUCGAACCACACCUCUGUCUUCAGGAUCCUUCUCAGGACAGCCAGCAUCAGAGACCCCAUUAACCAUUACCAAAAGUAAAGGAUUUGGUUCGGGGCAGACUCCAGUGGGAAGUAGCAAAACUACAAAGCAGUCUUCCGGAGAAGUUCGCUUUGCCUCUGGAACCUGCUCAACCCCAGCCAUAUUUUCCAGAUUGAACUUUGGCGUUUCGGCUCCUGGGACCAGCUCAUGUGAAGCUCAGUCUGCAUCAGGAUUCAACUUCAAACUGUCCACCGUUGGGACAAGCUCCAAUGGCACUCAGUCUGCAGGACUUGCCUUCAAACAAUCUACUUACGGAACAAAUGACCUAACCACAGUUGUGUCAUCACUACCAAGGAACAUCUCUUCUGCAGUUGGCUCUUCCACAUUUGGUGGAGCAAGACCCAAAACAACUGCACGGGCGACCACCAAAACCACAUCAAACUCAUUAGAAUUUGACUCGAAAAAGGGGGCGCCCGAUUCAUACUGCCCAUUUGUCUUCAAACCAUUCAAGCCAGAGACAUGCAGAGCAUCCACUGCCCAGAUGGCAGCAACAGGGACAACAACCACAUCUGGAUCAAGAGGCUUUGGUCUCGCACCACUAGCAACAGAGACUAGCAAACCAAAACCUGUGUUGGACAAGAAAUCAGGAGAACAUCCUGACAACCAUGUCAACUCUUGGGAUCCUAAUAUCUCAAAAGCAUUUUCUGAGCCUCCAGGUAGCAGCAACGCCAGCCAUGCCCAGAAGCUGAAGUCAGAGGACGUGGCUAGUAUUACGACAAACUCAUCUAGCGAAGAGGAGGAUACAGCAGUAGGUAGCAAAGAUGACAGCACCUCAGCGAAGCAGGACAACAUCCCAUUUGAACCAGUCACCCACAUUUCCGAGCAGGCAACAUCAUCACCUUCUGUGGCUGAAGCGGAGAGCCCUUCGACGUCUGACUCCGAGUUGUAACGAGUCACUGAUUUUUGUGACUCGAGUUGAGUCGAGUCAUUUAAUAGAAGUGACUCGAGUCGGGUCGAUUCAUUUUAAAGAAGUGACUCAAGUUGAGUCGAGUCAUUAGGUCAAGA